Molecule: messenger RNA, 381 nt
Organism: Elephantulus edwardii (Cape elephant shrew)
Lineage: Eukaryota; Metazoa; Chordata; Mammalia; Macroscelidea; Macroscelididae
Gene: UTS2
Product: urotensin 2
Exons: 4
Coding region: 1-381 (126 amino acids)
Biological process (GO): regulation of blood pressure; blood vessel diameter maintenance
Cellular component (GO): extracellular region
Molecular function (GO): hormone activity
Source: RefSeq, a predicted model, not a curated record
AUGUACAAACUGGCUUUGUCCUGCUUUCUUGUCAUCUCGUUCCUAAACCCGGUCCUCUCUCUCCCCGUCACUGGCUCCAGGGAGGAGGUGACCCCUCAGCUCUCAGCAGCUGAUGAAGAAGCAAGAGUAACUCUGGAUGAUCUGGAAAGAGCCUCCCUUCUGCGGCUUUUGCCAGAGAUGCUGAGUGCAGAGAGAGACGGGAGACCUGAGAAUGCAGAUUCCAGGACCAAUACUUUGAACCUAAGAGGAAGUCUGCGAAAGUUUCAGGCUUUUUCUCGGCAAGACCCUAAGGUUUUACUGAACCAUCUUUUGGCUGCAACAAGGAAACAGCACAAGAAACAUGAGACUACCUCUGAAUGCUUCUGGAAAUACUGUGUGUAA